Parnassius apollo (apollo) is the source of this 447-nucleotide messenger RNA. Lineage: Eukaryota; Metazoa; Arthropoda; Insecta; Lepidoptera; Papilionidae. The record is from the annotation of a GenBank genome assembly.
AUGGCCCGGAUUUCUGUGUCUGAAGAGUUGAGUGAAGUGCAAGUGUUGAACUCUAAUGAGCCGCUUGUCACGGCUUCCUCUUCUGCGCCGUCUUUAAGUAGUGCGCGAGUGUUGGACUCAAUAGAGCCGCUUGUGCCUACUACUACGCAAGUGCAAGUGUUGGACUCAAAUGAGCCGCUUGUGCUCCCGUGUGUGCGAUUCCCGGUCCUUGACGAACCGUUUGCUGGUCCUAGUGGGAUGACUGGUCCCAGUGGAGCAGCUGGUUCUUGUGGUAGCCUAUCAGCUAUUUGUAGUUCUUCGGAGAAAAAUCUUCUCCAAAUUGGGUACACACGAACAGUGUGUUCAGUUUGCGGAGAAGAGAGGACUCAUCCCAGUAGACAAAAUCUGCGCAUACCACCGGAAGCCAAUGAUUUUGACAAAAGAAUCAGGGAAAGUUGGAAAAUUUAG